AUGGCCAACCAAACGGCUACGAGGAACGCAACUUCGGUUACAAUCACGGAGCAAACAGCCGUGGUGGAUCAGGUGGUGAUCCGGUUGGCACCCCGACGGAGAGUGCAGUGGAGGGAGGGAACAGUGGACAACGAGCAUCUCAACAAGAAGAAAUCAAAGAGUGAGCCACACCUGCCCCUCGUUCUGCCCUUUCUGCGCCUGCGCUCCCACCCUAUUCAAUGGCGCCCAAGCCAUAUUUCUAGCUUUCAGUUCAUGGCUUCUCUUCCCCCAAGCUCGCGCCCCUUCACUUCGAGAAGUAGCGCCUCUUCCUCUUCUAUUGCUGACCCCGGGUCCCGCUCCCCUGCGUUCGCGCGGUGCCCCUCUCCUCCGCGCGCUAGCCCUAUUUCCCGCGGAACAUCCGCAUUGCGGAAAGCGCACCCCGCGGAACAGCUAGCCCCGUUCGCGCAAUCCCCAUCCGCCCACGCGCGGAAAAACCGUUCCGCAAACGUCACUCCCGCGGCCAGGGCGUCGAGCCAAUCUUUCGUCGCCAGCGAAGAAUCUCGACCGUCCGAUCUCGUCGAAAUCCCCUCUUGCCCGAUUCCGCCAAUGGCUGAUCCGUCCGAUGCGCUCGUGCUGGCCUUGCACGAAGUCGAGGCUGUGAAAUUCGGCAGUUUCAAGCUUAAGAGCGGAAUAUGGUCGCCGAUUUACAUUGAUCUGCGCGUGAUCGUAUCGUAUCCGAAGCUGCUGCAGCAGGUGGCCGACGCGAUGUGGGCGCUCGUGUGCCCGUCGGUUGUCGGCGAAUCCGAUGCCGCUGCGAAAUUCGACAACGUCUGCGGAGUCCCGUACACCGCGUUACCCAUCGCCACGGCCAUUUCGCUCUCGCGAAACGUGCCGAUGGUCAUGCGAAGGAAGGAGGUGAAAGGGUACGGAACAAGGAAGGCCAUCGAAGGGGCCUUCGAGACCGGCCAGCAUUGCCUCGUUAUUGAGGACCUCGUUACAAGCGGAGCAUCCGUUAUGGAAACUGUAGAACCGCUUAACGAGGUUGGGUUGAAAGUAACUGACGUGGUUGUCCUUAUCGAUAGGGAACAAGGCGGCGCUGCGCAUCUGGCGGCGCGUGGGCUGCGCCUCCACGCGGCGCUGACUCUGACACAUGUCGUCACGGCAUUGGUCAAGCACGGCAAGCUGACCAAUGAUGUGGCAGAAUCCGUGACCAAAUUCAUCGCGGAAAACCAAACCGCAAACCCCGCCGCUGCUCCCGCCGCCGCCCCCGCGCCCGCUGUAACGGUUGCCCCUGUAACCGCCGCCUCUUCGCGAAAGUCGUACGCCGCUCGCGCGGCCCUGGCGAAGAACGAGGUGGGGCGGCGGCUGUGGGAGAUCAUGGAGCGGAAAAAGACAAACCUGUCAGUGGCUGCUGACGUGGAGUCGGCGGAAGAGCUGCUCAAGCUGGCGGAAACGAUCGGGUCGGAGAUUUGUGUGCUCAAGACGCACGUGGACAUUCUCCCGGACUUCACUCCCGAGUUCGGCAAGCGCAUCCGCGAGAUCGCCACGCGGCUGGACUUCCUGGUGUUUGAGGACCGCAAGUUUGCUGACAUUGGUAACACGGUUACCAUGCAGUACGGCGGGGGCGUCUACAAGAUCUCCGAAUGGGCUGACAUCAUCAAUGCACAUGGCGUGCCGGGGCCAGGCAUCAUCCAGGGGCUCAAGCAGAAGGGCGGGUCCCUCCUCCUCCUGGCGGAGAUGAGCUCAGCAGGCACCCUCGCCCACUCCACCUACACCGCCGCCACGCUGAGAAUGGCGCUUACCGACCCGGAUUAUGUCAUUGGCUUCAUCUCCAUCCAACCUGGAGGCUGGCGUAGUGGUGCCACUGCCGCUGCCGCCGCUGCUGCUGGUGGCGCGUGUGAGGAGCUGGCGGCGGCUGUGAGGGAGGCGGAGGCGGCAGGGGUGUGGGAUACGCUGGUGCACAUGACGCCGGGCGUGCAGCUGGCGGCUGGAGGGGACGCGCUGGGUCAGCAAUACAACACUCCAGACGCUGUGAUCAAGCAGCGGGGGUCCGACAUCAUCAUAGUGGGCCGAGGAAUCAUCAAGGCGGCUGACCCUCUGGAAGCUGCCAGGAAGUAUCGCGAGGCUGGGUGGGCGGCGUACGAGGAAAGCCUUGCUGCUGCAGCUGCUGGUGAAGGUGCUGCAGUCUAG
Closterium sp. NIES-65 is the source of this 2169-nucleotide messenger RNA. The record is from the annotation of a GenBank genome assembly. Lineage: Eukaryota; Viridiplantae; Streptophyta; Zygnematophyceae; Desmidiales; Closteriaceae.